AUGGAAGCUCUCGAUAUUGUUGCCGCCCCAGCCACUAAUUUCGUUAAGUCCUGCGUUAAGGUUCUCAAGCGCUGCACACUUCCAUCUACAAAGGUCCUUAAGGAUUCUGCUUCAGCUUCAGCUGUUGGCUUUCUUAUUCUCGGAUCUGUUGGCUUCAUCUUCAAAGUUAUCGCUUACCCUAUCAACAACGUUAUCAUCGGUGGCAUUGGCCAAUAA
Trichomonas vaginalis G3 is the source of this 216-nucleotide messenger RNA. Its product is annotated as P-P-bond-hydrolysis-driven protein transmembrane transporter protein. Bases 1 to 216 code for a protein of 71 amino acids. Gene Ontology annotation, molecular function: transmembrane protein transporter activity. NCBI's taxonomy places the organism in Eukaryota, Parabasalia, Trichomonadida, Trichomonadidae. The transcript has a single exon. Gene Ontology annotation, biological process: protein targeting; post-translational protein targeting to membrane, translocation. Gene Ontology annotation, cellular component: membrane; Ssh1 translocon complex. The record is from RefSeq and is a predicted model, not a curated record.